Messenger RNA from Lachancea thermotolerans CBS 6340, 1125 nucleotides. It is a transcript of the gene PDR17, whose product is annotated as phosphatidylinositol transporter. Bases 1 to 1125 code for a protein of 374 amino acids. NCBI's taxonomy places the organism in Eukaryota, Fungi, Ascomycota, Saccharomycetes, Saccharomycetales, Saccharomycetaceae. Gene Ontology annotation, molecular function: phosphatidylinositol transfer activity. The transcript has a single exon. The record is from RefSeq and is a predicted model, not a curated record.
AUGGGGCUAUUCUCUAAACGGAAUGUUGAAGUUAGAAAGGAAUAUAACAAGAGUGAUAUUAUAAAAUGUAAUAAAGCCAUUAGACCUCGUUCUCAGCGCAGUGGUAAGUCCAAGCGCGUCACUGGGCUAAGCAAGGAAGAGUUGCUAGUUUUUGGAAAUGUACUCAAGCAUUUCCAGCAAGAGGGCUGUACGUUUCCUGUCCAAUCACCGAGAGUUAAGGACUCCGAACAUUGUCAGAAAUUGCCAGAACAGCCCUUGUCCUCUUGGGAGAAGUGCUGGCUGACCGCGGAUCGUAUAUUGCGUUUUCUCCGCUCAGCAAAGUGGGAUCAAGAGGAAGCAAUCGCACGCUUAACGAACACAGUCAUUUGGAGAAGGGAGUUUGGCAUUAUUGAUAACGAAGGCCGCUUUCAUUCAAGCCUUGUUGAGGCUGCUUCAUCUGAAAACGAAAGUGGGGGAAUGCUGCUUUUAGGAUACGACCGCAGCCAGAGGCCUAUUUUAAUUGUGAGGCCAGGUCGUCAGAAUACCACAACUAGCUUUGCUCAAGUUCAGCACCUCAUUUUCAUGGUUGAAAGCGCUCUGGUAUUGAUGCCACCAGGUGUAGAAUCAAUGACCGUUCUUAUUGACUUCCAAACGCCAGCUGGGAUCCCGUUCACUCGAAUGCCGCCAAUUUCCGUAAGCAGACAGGUUUUACAUCUUUUACAAAAGCAUUAUCCGGAGUGCCUGGGUAAGGCAAUUCUAAUUAAUAUUCCAUGGUAUGGAUGGAAUUUCCUGAAGCUGUUUCAUCCCCUUAUAGAUCCAACCACGAGAUCCAAGGUGCGUUACGAAGAUGCGUUUGAUGACCACGUCGAGGAAACCCAACUGGAAAAUAGCUACGGAGGUCGGCUAAACUUCACUUAUGAACAUGAGCUUUAUUGGCCCGACUUAAUACAGUUGCUGUCAGAAAGGAGCAGAGUAGUUUACAAGAAAUUUCUGGAGUUGGGAGGGCAAAUAGGGCAAAGUGAGUUUGAUUUGAAGGACGUUUCUGAUGUUGUUGAACAGCCAACAUGUGAUGGGGACCAGGAUUUUUCGUUAAUGUCACAUGAUCACAUCGGAGAUGGAUUCCCUGGGGAAAAACAUAAGGUGUAA